Messenger RNA from Alosa sapidissima (American shad), 3446 nucleotides. It is a transcript of the gene gas6, whose product is annotated as growth arrest-specific 6. The record is from RefSeq and is a predicted model, not a curated record. Lineage: Eukaryota; Metazoa; Chordata; Actinopteri; Clupeiformes; Clupeidae. Bases 340 to 2292 code for a protein of 650 amino acids. Gene Ontology annotation, molecular function: calcium ion binding. Gene Ontology annotation, cellular component: extracellular region. The transcript is spliced from 16 exons.
CAUGCCCCCGUUUGGCAGAACUCAGUCGGGGAAUUUUACGUCAUUGUGAUUCAACGGAUUUGGUGGAGUGUGUGAGUCUGCACUGCAAGCGGAGGGGAAUAGCCUGCAGUAGGCUACACCAAGUUCCGUACCAAGUUCCACUUACACUUCAGGGGAACUGUCUACUUUGGGAACGCCUUUAUGUUUGCUUUAAUAACUUUCUGUUGGUCAUCUGUCGUCGAAUCUGCGGCUUAGCUGCCACUUCAGAAGGGAUGGAGGCAAAAUAUUAAAGUCGUGUAGCCUACGGUCCACGUAUCCAUGUAGCCUUUGGAAGGUGUGCCUGCUGCUGAAGACGCAAACAUGCCGCUGACCGUGGUGGAGUUGUUGAGCUCGUGGCUAAUCCUGCUACAGUUUGUCUCUUGGACAUCGGAACUAAAACUAUCUUCGGAAGAAGCAAACCAGUUCUUAUGGAGACACAGGCGGGCAUACCAAGUUUUUGAGGAGACGAAACAAGGACAUUUGGAGAGAGAGUGCGUCGAGGAGAGAUGCAGCAAGGAGGAGGCGAGAGAAGUGUUUGAAAAUGACCCCGAGACGGACUACUUUUACCCCAAGUACUUGGCAUGUGUGGAAAAAUUUGGGGACUCAGAGAAAAAGAAGCAGGACCUAAUUACUUGCGUGCACAAUAUCCCUGACCAGUGCUCCCCAUCACCCUGCUAUCCCAGAGGUACGGUGCGCUGUGAGGACAAAAAGGGCGAGUUCCUGUGUCACUGUUUCACAGGAUGGACAGGCCCAAAGUGUGACAAAGAUGUGGAUGAGUGCGGUGAGAAGAAUGGUGGGUGUGACCACCUUUGCAAAAACACCCAAGGGAGCUACCACUGCUCUUGUCACCAAGGUUAUGCUUUGGUUGGACACCGCAAUUGUGUUGAUAUAGAUGAGUGUGUAACGAGCCCUGAGGUAUGUGGGACUGCACGGUGCUCUAACCUGAUAGGGGACUACGAGUGUCUUUGUGAAGAGGGCCACAUUUAUGACAACAAAACCAAGAGCUGCUUGGAUGUGGAUGAAUGUGAAUCGCAGUUAUGUGAGGAGGACUGUGUGAAUACGCCUGGAGGUUUCCGCUGCUUCUGUGAUGGACGUCAAGGGAAGAAGUUGUCACAUGAUCUAAGGACCUGUGAGCCCCUGGAACCUUGUGUGCCUCUGGACCUGAAACGUAAUGCACGCUCUUUGUAUCUGGGUCGCAUGUUCAGUGGGUCACCAGUGGUCAGACUACGCUUUCGCCGGAGGGUUCAAACAGGCUUCACAGCAGAGUUUGACCUAAGGACAUUCGACCCGGAAGGUGUUAUCUUCUUUGCGGGUGGCCACCUCAAUAGCUCCUGGAUUGUGCUGGCGAUUCACCAUGGGAAACUGGAGCUGCAACUAAAAUAUGGAGCUGUAAGCCGCAUCACCAGCAGUGGCCCAGAGGUCAACGAUGGCGAAUGGCACAAGAUCUCUGUGGAGGAGCAGGGGCGAAGUCUGGUGAUAAAGAUUGACCGAGAAGCAGUGAUGAAGAUUGCUGUGAAUGGAGACCUCUUCACUCUGAAGAAAGGCCUGCAUGAGCUCAACCUCACAGUUGGUGGGAUCCCCUUUAAACAAGAUGGCCUCAUCAGUAAGGUGAACACACGAUUAGACGGCUGUAUGCGAGAGUGGCGCUGGCUGACCGGAGAGGACUCGUCGAUUCAGGAGACGGUGCUCAAUAACGAGCACAUGCAGUGCUUCUCAAAGGUGGAGCGUGGAGCCUUCUAUAAUGGCUCUGGAUUCGCUUUCUUUAACCACAGCCAUGGUGACCCGCAGACUCUGAAUGUGCAGUUAAACAUUCGUGCAGCCUCAUCUCUGGGUGUUCUCUUUGCCCUAAUUCACCAAGAUGAUGUCUCUUUCUCCAUUUCUCUUUCCGACUAUCACCCUGCCAAGAAAGAGUGGCGAGAGCAUGUGCUGGUGUCUAUGGGAGAUGUCGUGGUGGCGAGUGCUGCUGUGCCUCUCUGUGGGUCGGGGGCUCACCUGGUGAAUGUAACCGUGUCAGGUAACCUGACACUGCUGGAGGUGGAUGGCCAACCAGGUCAAAGUGAGAGCUCGGAGGGCAAGGACCUGGAUCUCGCUGCACCCUACGGAACGUUCAUUGGAGGCCUGCCAGAUGUGUCGGUGGUGUCCACUCCUGUAUCGGCUUUCUACACGGGCUGUAUGGAGGUGACCGUGAAUGGAAAUCUGUUGGACCUGGACGGGGCUCUGCACAAACACAAUGAUAUACUCUCCAAGUCCUGCCCCCUGGUGGGCAUACCCUAAUAUCGCAGCUCAGUAUUGCCACAGACAUUUCAUUUCUUCCAAACACAUGGCCUUUAUAUUUGCUCCUUUUUAGUCCAUCGCAUAUGGCCCACCCUUGCAUACGUCUGCUAUUUGCCCUGCCAUAAUCUCCCAACUCCAGCCCUUUUAAAGGCCUCUGAUUCAAAAAGUCACACUCAUUUCAGCCUUCCUGAGUCUAGCCCAGCAGCUGAAGUAGAUGUUUUUAUGUUUUCCUCACUCUGCCGAAUAGUAUUCUUUCCAUCACAGAAUGGCCUUUCCUCCUCCUCCAAUGGUAAGAAACGUUUAUAAUAGAGUGUAGGCACAGUUUUCUCUUAACUAACAUGAGCAGUUUCCUGCUUCAGUUUAUAAUGCUUAAAACAAGCAAAGCAAUGACAUUGAUAAACUUUGCCCCAUGUAGUUAAUGGGAUGCAAAAGUAUAGCACAUGUCACAUAGAGCGCAAGAGUAAUGUAUUUUUAAGGUAGUCACUGAGACACAUUUGGGGUUGCAUAUAAAUGUGUGUCAGGUGUCCGUAUAUAAGAGGCAUCUGGCGUUAAACACCGCAAAGCCCCACGUAAGCUACUGAGUGAGAUGCACUGUAAGGCAGGUCAUAUGUAUAUACAUUAAUGUACAGUGCUUUUAGAUAGAAGCCAAUAGAAGACAGAACUCAGAUGGGGUCCUUACUACAGUUAAACAUUAUCCUCAUGAGCUUUCCCCCACAACAGUUUUUAUUGUGUCUGCAGCCGGACAGGAUUUGGGCAUUAUGUGUCCUCUAAAUGGCGAAAACAUGGAUACAUGAUCUGUAAAGAUGUAAUGACUCUUUUAGGGAACAAAAAAAACCACCAUUUAAACUGAAAUUUGCCUUCCCCUUUUUACCUAUAUCUAUAUUUUAAAGGCUCAGAGGGUAUUUUUUGUGUAUGCGUGCAUGUGUGUGUUUGAGUGUGUGUGUGUGUGUGUGGGUGGGUGUCUGUGUGUGUUUGGUUUAAUAGCAUACUGAAUGUUUGGAAUAUAGUUUAUCCAUCUGUAUUAUUUUUGAAGUUUAGAAUUGUUGUUUUUGUAUUUUCUUAUGGUGCUCCCCAAUCCCGUUGGGGGAAACCUUAAAGGUUCUUUUCAGUCCCACUGAAUCAAUCAAUCAAUCAAUAAAUACAUAUAUACUUGA